GGAAAGAAGAAGUAAACGAAAGAUCCCGCCUGCAGCAGCCGGUGAAACUGCAGCCCUCUUGGGAAGAAAAUAAUUUAGCUGAAGACGAACUGAAUUUCAAAAAUUUAACCAUGGAUGAUGCGAGUCUACAAUUGAAUACUCCUCCGGAUAGGUACCAUUUGGUCUAUAUCACUUUUCUCAUACAUGGUAUUGGAGUAUUGAUGCCUUGGAAUAUGUUUAUCACUGCCAUUGAUUAUUUUACGAAAUAUAAGUUGGGAAAGACGUACAUAGGAUUUGUAUUUCCAUAUGCAGCUAAUUUUAUGCAAUUGCUAACGUUCUCAGCACAAGUUCCUAGCCUGUUAUUCAGUUGGAUGAAUAUUUUUGUACAAAUGGGAGGCAAUCUCACAACCAGAAUUGUGUGGAGUAUUGGUGUAGAAGUUGUUAUGUUUCUUAUAACAGUUAUUAUAGCCAUGUGUGAUACAAGUGCAAUACCGUAUGGAUUUUUUUGGAUUACAAUGAUAUGUGUUGUUCUGAUAAAUAGAUGGUGGAGGAAAGGUACGCUACAACAGCUGGUAUGUUUGCUGCCGCUGCUCUGGUGACAGGUAUAUUUUCUGGUAUCCUGACAUCAUUUCUGUGGCCUUGGAUAAUAACCCAUGUAGGUAACUAGCAGAAGUGUCUGGUGUAUGACACAGAAAAAGAAUUCGCCAUUAGAUUCAAUUUAUGAAAUGUUUUUUCUGGUCAUAUACCCUCGUUAUUUUCGUCAUGAGCAGUACAUUGACUAGAAGUAGAAAAUCAAGAAACGCAAUCAUCCAAUCAUCGUUCUUCCAAUGAAGUUGGAUAGUUUUUGUUUACAAUUCAUCGUCAUGAAUCUUUGUGAGUUGUUUUUUCGUUUAUUGUUAAUGACACAUUUGAGUACCAAAUAUUUUGUUAUAAUGUUAUGCUUAAAAUGUUUUGACUUGUUAGUUCCUAGUUUUUACAUAAUAUUUGAAUUCAACAUUAUUACGGUUUAUAGUAUAUACGAAGUCAAUUUGAACGAAUAUUACUGGAGUUUUAUCCCAACACUAAACCGUUAUUUCCAACACCUCGACACGUGUUUCGAUCACCAAUUGGUCAUCUUCACUAGGAAGAUUAAAUAAUUCAAGUGGCAUGAAAACUAAGUGGUUACCGAAUGCCGGCAGUUUCUUUGUAUGGCAUGGGCGGCGUGAUAUAAUUUUUUGUCAAAUCGUUAUUUUUAUGUAGGAGGUUUUA
Leptinotarsa decemlineata (Colorado potato beetle) is the source of this 1227-nucleotide messenger RNA. RefSeq names its product Equilibrative nucleoside transporter 2. Gene Ontology annotation, molecular function: nucleoside transmembrane transporter activity. The record is from RefSeq and is a predicted model, not a curated record. Gene Ontology annotation, cellular component: plasma membrane. NCBI's taxonomy places the organism in Eukaryota, Metazoa, Arthropoda, Insecta, Coleoptera, Chrysomelidae. Gene Ontology annotation, biological process: nucleoside transmembrane transport.